Messenger RNA from Penicillium oxalicum, 1959 nucleotides. RefSeq names its product mediator of RNA polymerase II transcription subunit 17. The transcript is spliced from 3 exons. Lineage: Eukaryota; Fungi; Ascomycota; Eurotiomycetes; Eurotiales; Aspergillaceae. Gene Ontology annotation, molecular function: transcription coregulator activity. Bases 1 to 1959 code for a protein of 652 amino acids. Gene Ontology annotation, cellular component: mediator complex; core mediator complex. The record is from RefSeq and is a predicted model, not a curated record. Gene Ontology annotation, biological process: regulation of transcription by RNA polymerase II.
AUGGUCGAUUCUUUCACCCUGCCUCUGCGCCCUCCUCCCGAGCAAGAUGAACGCCCCGACACUCUUCCCAUCGAGAUCGCCCAGAUCAAUGACCAAUGGGGUUCAUUCCGUGAAGUGAACGAAGACGUCUUGCGUGCUGAAAUCGCCGACCGGGAGAAAGCUGGUGAUAUCUCACCCGAGGAGAACGAAGACAUUGACCGCCAGGACCCUGCGGACAUUGAUGUGACAGAACGUCGGGAACAGCUGUACAAGCGUCGACUCGAGAUUACCCAGUUCGCAGCAAAGGCGCACCAGGAAACCAUGCUUGCACUCGAGUUCGUCUCUUUGCUCUUGUCAAAGCACACACCACGCCAAGCGGAGACCUCUAUUUCACCUUUUCUCAAGCAACUUGCGCCUCUCGGUUCUCUCGAUUCAGAUGUUGUUAACACGGCACCAAAGUCAGAGGCGAUACUGAAGGACAUCUCGGCAGUUUCCAGGGGGUGGCGUAUGCAAAGCUUCAAUGCUGUCUCGAACAAGCUACUCAAUGCCGCUACGCGACUGAAUCGGGAAAUUGAUUCAGAGACCAAGUAUUGGAACGAAGUGCUUGCUGUGAAGGACAAGGGAUGGAAAGUCUGCCGACAUCCACGAGUAAGGCAAGCACUGGCUGUUCAGUACGGCUUCAUUGAAGCUACUCCCGCUUUUCGCGAUCGAGGGCUUGCUUCCCUGCGGCGGGCCAAUGAUGGUAGCCUUGUGCUGGAUCAGGGUCUUAUGCCCAUGGGCGCCCGCUACGUGCGCGUCCAAAUCAAGCACGGAGAGCAAGUGUAUGCAAGCUCGAAACCGGGAGGGUCAACAGCCAAGGAAUCAGACCCAAUCGAGGCUCGAAUCCUCCAAGCGAGAGACUCGCUGUUUGAAGAAGAGCUCUUCUAUGAAAUGGUCCGAGAAGCAAGGGCGCUAGCAUCUUGUGGUGUGACGAGUCGCCAAAACCUUAUUCGUAUCCCAGUUGCCGACGACACAGAGAUCACGCUGGAUCUUGUGGAUGUUGACAGCACUGCCUCUCAGUCCCAGGACGUAUCCUCCCCAGUAGGUAUCUCGAUUGCCGACGGGCUUGCCCAUGCUGUGCGGAUCUUGCUUUGUUUUGCGCACCGACAAAACCUGCGUCGCCGAACACAGAUCCCACGUCCGGUGACCACCUCAAGACCUCCGAUUCCCGAAUACCAUCUCCUCCGGCCAGUGCUGGCGUAUCUCCAACAUAUGGCGAAUUUCCGGUCCCUGGAGUCCUUUUUCUCUGAAAUUUACUCCGUGUUGCGUUCCGCGGGUUUGAAUCCUCCCCAGUGGAGAUCACAGACGUGUCCCGGUUGGUUAUUGCCGUCGCCAAGUAUCAGAUCCGCCGACAAUCUCGAAACACUCGUCGAGAGAUUCCUGCGACCGAUCGAAUCAGUCCUCACGGGAGACCUUCUCACCUCCCAGGGCAGUUUCACCAUCACCAUCCGAACCAAUCUUUCUGCCGCGCCUCUUGGGACAACUUACGACGUCGCCUUCCAGCUGCCAGUGGCCUCCGAGCUUCAAUCUCCUGGGCGUCUCGGCUUGAGAGAGGAAGCCGAGGCUGCUAUCACCCAUCUUCUCCUUCUCGACGUCGUCUCCGCCAUCGCCGCGAGCCCGCUACCUGUUACAUCAGAGGGGUCGAAGCAGCGCACUUGGACAGCGGUAUACCCCCACCUUGGCGAGCUCCUGCUCCCUCACACCAACCCCGAAAAGCACAAGAAGAUGAAGGUCACUCUCACCCGUCACGAGAUGGCGCUCGCUACGUACCUUGUCCGUAGCAUUGAUGGGGUUGGGCGUGGGGUACAGGAGCUGCGGAUGCAACAUGCCGGAGCUCACGUCUGCAAAUUCCCUCCUUCUGCAGAGUCGAACGUCCAUCAGAAAGGCCGAUCCCUGAUGGAUUUCAUAGUCGAGGAGGCAAGGCACGAGACGCGUCUAUGA